AUGGAGCCUACCCUGGCAGUUCCCACCCCGUUUGGCUGUAUUGGCUGUAAGCUGCCUCAGCCAGACUACCCACCGGCUCUGGUCACCGUUAUGUUCUGUGCGAUGGUUGUCACCGUCGUCAUAGACCUGACCGGCAAUUCCGUGGUCAUUUUGGCGUUUACAAAGAACAAGAAUCUCUGCAAUUCUGGCAACAUCUUCGUGGUCAGCCUCUCAGUGGCAGAUCUGCUGGUGGCCAUCUACCCCUACCCUCUGAUGCUGCAUGCCAUGUCCGUCGGAGGCUGGGAUAUGAGCCACUUCCAGUGCCAGAUGAUCGGGUUCAUCACAGGGCUGAGUGUGGUAGGCUCCGUCUUCAACAUCAUGGCCAUCGCCAUCAACCGUUACUGCUACAUCUGCCACAGUCUCCAGUACGAACGGAUCUUCAGCAUGCGCAAUACCUGCAUCUACCUGGUUGUCACCUGGGUCAUGACCAUCCUGGCCAUCCUGCCCAACAUGUACAUUGGCGACAUUGAAUAUGAUCCUCGCACCUACACCUGCAUCUUCAACUAUGUGAACAACCCUGUCUUCGCUGUGACCAUCGUCUGCAUCCACUUCGUCCUCCCUCUGCUCAUCGUGGGCUUCUGCUACGUGAAGAUCUGGACCAAAGUGCUGGCAGCUCGGGACCCGGCUGGACAGAACCCUGACAACCAGCUCGCUGAGGUUCGCAAUUUCCUAACCAUGUUUGUGAUCUUCCUCCUUUUUGCAGUGUGCUGGUUCCCGAUCAAUGUGCUCACUGUGCUGGUGGCUGUAGGUCCGAAGGAGAUGGCAGGUAAGAUCCCCAACUGGCUCUAUCUUGCGGCCUACUUCGUAGCCUACUUCAACAGCUGCCUCAACGCUGUGAUCUACGGGCUGCUCAAUGAGAAUUUCCGAAGAGAAUACCGGGCCAUCUUCCAUGCCAUGCGGCACCCCAUCCUGUUCCUCUCUGGCCUCAUCACUGAUGUCCGUGAGAUGUGGGAAGCCCGUGCCCUGGCCCGUGCCCGUGCCCAUGCCCGUGAUCUAGCCCGCCAACAAGCCCGCAAACAAGACUGUUCCCGUGCCUGUCCUGCUGUGGAAGAAGCACCAGUGAAUGUCCGGAAUGUUCCACUGCCUGGUGAUGCUUCAGCUGGCCUCCCUAAGCCUGCCUCCAGCCACCUCAAGUCUGCCACUGUCUACCCUAAGCCUGUCUCUGUCCAUUUCAAGGCCGACUCUGUCCAUUUCAAACCUGCCUCCAGCUGCCCCAAGCCCAUCACUGGCCAUCACAUCCCUUCUGUCAGCCACCCCAAGAUGGCCUUCAGCCCUGCCACCAGCCACUCGAAAUCCACCAUUGACCACAUUAAGCUUGGUAUCAGCCACCCUGAGCCCACUCCCGCCGACUACCUUGAGCCUGCCACCACCAGCUACCUUAAGUCCGCCAUCUCCCACCACCCUGAGCCUGCUGCUUCUAGCCACCCUGAGCUCAUCAUCUCCUACUACUUUGAGUCUGACAUCAGUGACCUCUCCAAGCCUGCCUCCAGCCCUAGCCUUACCAGUGGGAGCCCCCAGUCUGUGGCCGCCACCACCCUUCUUGACCCUACUGUUGCCAGCACUCCCACCAAGGAUGAUCACGAGGUUGCGGUUAUCGAUGCUGAAGCUGAUUCUGAUGAAGUGGCCGUGUGA
This is a messenger RNA of Choloepus didactylus (southern two-toed sloth), 1671 nucleotides long. RefSeq names its product G protein-coupled receptor 50 (gene GPR50). Gene Ontology annotation, cellular component: membrane. The record is from RefSeq and is a predicted model, not a curated record. Gene Ontology annotation, molecular function: melatonin receptor activity. Gene Ontology annotation, biological process: G protein-coupled receptor signaling pathway. NCBI's taxonomy places the organism in Eukaryota, Metazoa, Chordata, Mammalia, Pilosa, Megalonychidae. The transcript has 2 exons. The coding region runs from base 1 to 1671 and encodes 556 amino acids.